Molecule: messenger RNA, 2370 nt
Organism: Drosophila bipectinata
Lineage: Eukaryota; Metazoa; Arthropoda; Insecta; Diptera; Drosophilidae
Gene: Cpsf100
Product: cleavage and polyadenylation specificity factor subunit 2
Biological process (GO): mRNA 3'-end processing by stem-loop binding and cleavage
Cellular component (GO): mRNA cleavage and polyadenylation specificity factor complex
Molecular function (GO): RNA binding
Source: RefSeq, a predicted model, not a curated record
ACCGGCAGCCGCGUUUAAGAAAUCUGUAGUUUUGAUGCAUUUUUAUAAUUUGCAGAUGUUGCCGUAGUAAAGGACAUCAAAAUGACUUCAAUUAUUAAACUACACACCAUAUCGGGGGCUAUGGACGAGUCCCCGCCGUGCUACAUUCUCCAAAUCGACGAUGUGAGGAUUCUACUGGACUGCGGAUGGGACGAAAAGUUCGAUCCAAACUUUAUUAAGGAAUUGAAGAGACAAGUACACACCUUAGAUGCCGUGCUGCUCUCCCACCCGGAUGCCUAUCACCUGGGUGCUCUUCCCUAUCUUGUGGGCAAACUGGGUCUCAAUUGCCCCAUCUACGCCACCAUUCCAGUUUUUAAGAUGGGUCAAAUGUUCAUGUACGACCUGUACAUGUCGCACUUUAAUAUGGGAGACUUUGAUCUCUUCUCACUGGACGACGUGGAUACAGCCUUCGAAAAGAUCACCCAACUGAAAUAUAAUCAAACUGUUUCCCUCAAAGGAAAGGGCUACGGAAUAUCUAUAACACCUCUGAAUGCAGGACACAUGAUCGGCGGCACUAUCUGGAAGAUUGUCAAGGUCGGUGAGGAGGACAUUGUGUAUGCGACGGACUUUAAUCACAAAAAGGAGCGCCACCUGAGCGGAUGUGAGUUGGACCGUCUGCAGAGACCGUCACUUCUCAUUACGGACGCUUACAAUGCGCAGUACCAGCAGGCCAGGCGAAGGGCCCGCGAUGAAAAGCUUAUGACCAACAUCCUUCAGACAGUGAGAAAUAAUGGCAACGUGCUGAUUGCGGUAGACACUGCUGGAAGAGUUUUGGAGUUAGCCCACAUGCUGGACCAACUGUGGAAGAACAAGGAGUCGGGGCUGAUGGCCUACUCGCUGGCGCUACUGAAUAAUGUCAGUUACAAUGUCAUAGAGUUUGCAAAAUCACAAAUCGAAUGGAUGAGCGACAAGCUUACAAAAGCUUUCGAAGGAGCCCGCAACAAUCCUUUUCAAUUUAAACAUAUCCAGCUGUGCCAUUCCCUAGCGGAUAUCUACAAGCUGCCAGCGGGCCCAAAAGUGGUGUUAGCCAGUACUCCUGAUCUGGAAAGUGGCUUCACCAGAGACCUCUUUGUUCAGUGGGCGAGCAAUUCCAACAACAGCAUUAUUCUAACCACUCGCACCUCUCCUGGAACUUUGGCGAUGGAAUUGGUAGAAAACUCCACUCCGGGAAGACAAAUAGAGCUGGACAUCAGGCGCAGGGUGGAACUGGAGGGCGCCGAGUUGGACGAGUACCUGCGAACUCAAGGAGAGAAGCUCAACCCGCUGAUAGUAAAGCCAGACGUGGAAGAGGAAAGUAGCUCAGAAUCUGAGGAUGAUAUUGAGAUGAGCGUGAUCACAGGAAAGCAUGACAUUGUAGUCCGUCCGGAGGGUCGUCACCAUUCGGGUUUCUUCAAGUCCAACAAGCGCCAUCAUGUGAUGUUCCCCUAUCAUGAAGAAAAAGUCAAGUACGAUGAGUACGGAGAGAUCAUCAACCUGGACGACUACCGCAUCGCGGACACAAGUGGCUACGAUUUCGUACCCAUGGAGGAGCAGAACAAAGAGAACGUCAAAAAGGAGGAACCGGGCACGGGUAUAGACCACCAGACUAAUGGAAACGUUGGUGAUACCGAUGUCCAGCUUCUGGAAAAGCCUACUAAGCUGAUAAACCAGCGAAAGACCAUAGAAGUGAAUGCCCAAAUACAAAGAAUCGACUUUGAAGGCCGCUCUGAUGGUGAGUCGAUGCUGAAGAUUCUAUCGCAGCUGCGCCCACGGCGAGUAAUUGUCAUUCAUGGAACUGCAGAGGGCACCCAGGUGGUGGCCAAGCAUUGUGAGCAGAACGUUGGAGCCCGCGUCUUUACGCCCCAAAAGGGUGAGAUCAUCGAUGUGACUACUGAGAUUCAUAUCUACCAGGUGCGCCUCACCGAGGGACUUGUCUCGCAACUGCAGUUUCAGAAGGGCAAGGACGCGGAAGUGGCCUGGGUGGACGGUCGCUUGGGCAUGCGCCUGAAAGCUAUCGAUGCUGCAAUGGAUGUGACUGUUGAACAGGAUAAUAGUGCCCAAGAGGCCAAAACAUUGACGCUAGAGACGUUGGCCGAGGACGAGAUUCCUGUGCACAACUCUGUCCUCAUCAACGAGCUGAAACUCUCCGAUUUCAAGCAGAUUCUCAUGCGAAACAACAUCAACUCUGAGUUCUCAGGAGGUGUGUUGUGGUGCAGCAAUGGCACCCUGGCCCUCAGACGUGUUGAUGCCGGCAAGGUGGCCAUGGAAGGCUGCAUUUCGGAAGAGUACUAUAAGAUCAGGGAGCUGCUUUACGAGCAGUACGCGAUAGUUUAAUAUUAAAGGUGUUUCUCU